Messenger RNA from Peromyscus maniculatus bairdii (prairie deer mouse), 2030 nucleotides. It is a transcript of the gene Serping1, whose product is annotated as serpin family G member 1. NCBI's taxonomy places the organism in Eukaryota, Metazoa, Chordata, Mammalia, Rodentia, Cricetidae. Gene Ontology annotation, molecular function: serine-type endopeptidase inhibitor activity. Gene Ontology annotation, biological process: negative regulation of endopeptidase activity. The record is from RefSeq and is a predicted model, not a curated record.
CCGACACCCCACCCUCACUGACCCUCUGCGACUGUCCACUCAGUCCGCCCUGAAGCUGCCUAGUGACCAAGAACUUGGGACCAGGUCGCAGCUGACGUCGCUGCCCAGAUGGCCUCCAGGCUGACCCCGCUGACCCUCCUGCUGCUGCUGCUGCUGCCUGGGGAUAGAGCUUUCUCAGGUCCGGAAACUACCAGCCACAACACCCAGGAUCCACUGGUCACUCAAGAGGCAAUCAGUGAAGUCUUCCCUGAAAAAGAUGAGCCCUUGAAUCUCACUGAGCAUACACCACAGUCUUCUACCUGGCCAACAACCAAUGUAUCCACCAAAGAUACAGCUGACACUGUAUCCACCAAAGAUACAGCUGACACUGUAUCUACCAAAGAUGCAGCUGACACUGUAUCCACCAAAGAUGCAGCUGACACUGUAUCCACCAAAGAAGAUACAGCUGACACUGUAUCCACCAAAGAUACAGCUGACACUGUAUCCACCAAAGAUGCAGCUAACACUACGCAAGCCUUCCUCAAGCACACCCAACCAGCUGAGCAGCUACCCACAGCGUCUCCCAGCCAGCCCACUAUGAAUUCUUCCAGCCAAUCCCCCGUGGAUCCUCCCAGCCAACCUUCCACAACCACAGAUUCUCCCACCCAGGCUCCUGCUGAGCCCUUCUGUUCAGGGCCACUUGCUCCAUGCUCUGAUUUUGACAGAGAGUCCUCAGAGGCUACACUGUCGGAGGCCUUGACAGAUUUUUCUGUGAAGCUCUACCACGCCUUCUCAGCUACUAAGAAGGCUGAAACCAACAUGGCCUUUUCCCCAUUCAGCAUUGCCAGCCUCCUCACCCAAGUCCUUCUUGGGGCUGGAGACAGCACUAAGAGCAACUUAGAGAGCAUCCUUUCCUACCCCACGGAUUUUGCCUGUGUCCACCAGGCUCUGAAGUCCUUUUCAUCCAAAGGCGUCACUUCUGUGUCGCAGAUCUUCCACAGCCCAGACCUGGCCAUAAGGGACACCUAUGUGAAUGCCUCUCAGAGCCUGUAUGGAAGCAGCCCCAGAGUCCUGGGCCCAGACAGUGAUGCUAACUUAGAACUCAUCAACACCUGGGUGGCUGAGAACACCAACCACAAGAUCAGCCAGCUGCUAGACAGCCUGCCCCCCGACACCCGCCUUGUCCUGCUGAACGCUGUCUACUUGAGUGCCAAGUGGAAGAAAACAUUUGAUGAAAAAACAACGAAGGCGUCUUUCCUCUACAAAAACUCUGUGAUUAAAGUGCCCAUGAUGAGUAGCAAAAAGUACCCUAUGGCCCAUUUCAGUGACCAGACUUUGAAGGCCAGGGUGGGGCAGCUGCAGCUCUCUCACAACCUGAGCUUUGUGAUCAUGGUGCCCCGGAGCCAGAAGCACAGGCUUGAAGAUAUGGAAGAGGCACUCACCCCCACUGUCUUCAAGGCCAUCAUGAAGAAGCUGGAGCUGUCUAGAUACCAGCCCACUUACCUGAUGAUGCCCCGAAUCAAAGUCAAGAGCAGCCAAGACAUGCUGUCCAUCAUGGAGAAAAUGGAAUUCUUUGACUUCACUUACGAUCUCAACCUGUGUGGCCUGACUGAGGACCCAGAUCUUCAGGUGUCUGCCAUGAAACACCAGACGGUGCUAGAGCUAACCGAGACAGGUGUGGAGGCAGCUGCAGCCUCUGCCAUCUCUGUGGCCCGAAACUUAGUCAUCUUUGAGGUGCAGCAACCCUUCCUCUUCCUGCUCUGGGACCAGCAACACAAGUUCCCAGUCUUCAUGGGCCGGGUCUACGACCCCAGGGCCUGAGACAGGCAGGAGUCGGGCUCUAGUAAGCCCUGCCACCCAGGCUUCAGCUCAUCCAGUUAUUACCUUGCCACUGCCUUCCCUAGCCACUUCCAGCCUUAGGAUCUGGCAGAGGGAACUGUUUUCACCCACCAACCCUAUGGCAUCGGCAUGCUCUCUAAACCCGUUUUUGCCGCUUGAUGGUUCAGGUUUACCAGACUCAACAAAUAAAACUUGCAGACAUUUCUUCUCUC